Molecule: messenger RNA, 2712 nt
Organism: Electrophorus electricus (electric eel)
Lineage: Eukaryota; Metazoa; Chordata; Actinopteri; Gymnotiformes; Gymnotidae
Source: RefSeq, a predicted model, not a curated record
AUGGCCAAGUGGCGCGGAGAGCAGGCUACACGUGACUUUUUACCCUUUGGAACAUCUGAAGGUGAUUUAGUCUUGCAGCAGGGUAAUGAUGAGCGUUCCAGCGGUCUGAAGCUCAAAAAGCCUUUGCAUUUCUACAACACUCAGUUCAGUGUUGUUUUCGUGGCCACCAAUGGCAUUCUGUCUCCUCAGCUUCCACCCAGUGAAUCUCAAUAUUUGGGCAGUAGCUUUCCCCUGAGCUUUCCAGCCAUUGUACCUUUUCUGGCUGAUAUUGACACGAGAGUGGGAAAGGGGGCCAUCUACUACCGCACAGAUGAUUCUGUAAGCAUGCUCAAUCAUGUGGAUGAGAUGAUUCACCAAGGUUUCCCUGAGUCCCACUUUAAGCCCACCCACAUGUUUAUAACUACAUGGGAUCAUGUUGCAUGUUUUAACAAAGAUUCUCUGACAGGACACUGGGUAAGCAGCUUUCAAGUAGUCUUGGCAGGAAAUUUGACAGACAGCUUUGCCAUUUUCCUGUAUCCGGUGGAUGGGCUGGAGUUCUCUGGGACUCUACAGAAUACUAGGGAGACGGAUCCAACACAGAGGAGAUGUUCCACGCCGUCUCCAUUUCAAAGGAAACCCCCAGGACACUCUUAUCAGGAAGGCAGCAUAGGUGUUCGGGGAUUGUGGAUCUUCCACAUUGGAAGCAGCCGUGUCCCGUUCCCGAGGGUGGUACGUGCUGUAGGGCCCAGCCACUCUCUUGCACAUGCCUUGCUGGGUGAUGGCACUGUGAACGCUUGCUCUACAACAACUGAUGAGGACUUUUACAUCCAUGAAGAUCACACCAGUAUUAUAGCAAUGCCUUCUUCUGUGGUCCAUCAAGAUGCCCAAGGGAUAACAUCAUCUGCACUACAUGAGUACAUGCUGGUUUCAGAGAAUGCUGGAUCUGAGAUGUUCUCCUACUUGCUGCAUCAGAACAUAGGUUUUCAGAGAUGUAUGCAUGGGCCAUGGACUGUACCAGACUUUCAGCAGCUGAAUGUGGAGCAUGCAAUGGUUAUGUACACAAACAAAGAAUCAUUUUGAGAAUCACACUGCAAUUUUAAAUGAAGCUGUUUGUCAGGUGAGCUUCCAGGGCUGGUAGAGGUGAACCCAUGCAGGUCCAGGAAACACUACUGUGACCCCAUGGCGCUGUGCUUGCCAGCAGAGGGGCUCCAAUACCACUGCCAGUGUGCUAUGGGCUUCAGAGGGGAUGGGAAGAACUGCUACGAUGUGGAUGAGUGUACAGAAGGCAUUAACUUUUGUGGUGCCCAUACAGAGUGUGUGAACAUGCCAGGAAGCCACCAUUGUCGUUGUGAAACAGGCUACGAGUUUGACUUUGACUGGCAGAUGUGCGUGGAUAUUGAUGAGUGUCUCCUACAACUGUGCCACCCAUUGGCCUCCUGUUCCAACACUCUGGGCUCCUUCCACUGUCAGUGCUGGCCAGGCUAUGAUGGGGACGGCUUCCUAUGCCAACCACAAAAUAAAUUCACCAUUUAUCAGCAAAUGGAGAGGGCAGAACCUGCUGUGGCUACUUGUGUUCAGCACAGACAGAAGCUGCAGGAGGCACUACACUACUGGGGAGAAGAGACCCUAUUGGAAGCGUACAUCCCCCAGUGUGACGCCCCUCUGGUACCAUGUGCUGAGAACCUGUGUGAGCGCUGGAGGACAGUGCUGUUAAGUCAUUAUGGUGGCAGGCCAUCCCCUCAGGACUAUAUGCCUCAGUGUGACACUCAUGGCCACUUCCUGUCCAUUCAGUGCUAUGGCAAUAGCAGUUAUUCCUGGUGUGUGGACCUGCAGGGAAGGGAGCUGAUGGGAACACGCUCACAUGAUGCUGUUAAACCAGCUUGCAUAUCUACUAAAGUCCUACCACUGGCAGAGUCAUUGGUGUAUCCAGUAAUAAAGUCCUCCCCUUCAGGACCAGCACUUCUGUAGGCCCAAGGUUCACAAAUUGGAGUUAUUCCUCUGGAUGACACUCACCCAGUCCAGGAAAAGUCAUCUGUGUUGCUGUCUCUACAGGACUCUGCUGUUAUUGGGAUUAGCUAUGACUACCAUGAAAAUACUCUGUACUGGAGUGAUGUGGCAAGACGUGCUAUUAGCAGAGUCAGCUUAGUGUUUGGAGCAGAGCCAGACACCAUUAUCCACACAGAUAUGGUCCAGCCAGAGGGUCUGGCAGUGGAUGUAGUCAACAAGCGAAUGUUUUGGGUGGACAGUGGGAUCGAGAUGGCUGAUCUGGAGGGCCGAAAUAGGAGAAUACUUUUUGAUUCUAAUAUUGCCAACCCCAGGGCCAUUAUAGUGGAUGCUACCAGUAGAACCCUGUUCUGGACUGACUGGGACCAUGAUUCCCCCAGAAUUGAGAGCUGCACACUAGAGGGACACCACAGGAGAGUCCUGGUGAAUGAGGGGCUUGGGCUGCCCAAUGCCCUGACCAUUGACCCUCUAACAAACCACCUGUGCUGGGCAGAUGCAGGAACAAAAAAACUGGAAUGCCUAGCUAUAGAUGGGACAAAGACAGUGAUUAACAACAGGCUUGAUUAUCCAUUCAGUCUGGCCAUUUAUAAUGGCCUCAUGUACUACACUGACUGGGAGAGGGAUGGAAUAUUGGUAAUAAACAAAGCCACUAACAAACAGACUGAUUAUAUUCCAGUCCAGAAAUCCCAUUUAUAUGGAAUUGGAUUCAUCCUGCCGCAGUGUUUGUAG